This is a messenger RNA of Kwoniella shivajii, 966 nucleotides long. RefSeq lists its product as uncharacterized. The coding region runs from base 1 to 966 and encodes 321 amino acids. The record is from RefSeq and is a predicted model, not a curated record. The transcript has 4 exons. Lineage: Eukaryota; Fungi; Basidiomycota; Tremellomycetes; Tremellales; Cryptococcaceae.
AUGUCACGUCAAAGCAUUGCGUCAUUGGAAUCACAAUUAUCAUCAGCCAAUCAUGAAUUAGAAUUAGCUACUUUUCUGAAUAAAGGUAUACUUCAAACUAAUACAGAAUAUAAAUUACGAAUAGCAGAAUUAGAAGCUGAAAAUCUGAUCUUGAGGAAAGCCGAAAGCAGAUUAUCUAGAACAGAAGAUAAGUUGGAAAAAAGUGAAAGGGAUUUAGAAAAAGUUUUAUCAGAGAAGAUCGAUCAUGAAAACGAAAAAGAUGGAUUGAUAAAAGAGAAGAAUAGAUUGAAGAAAGAAAAAGAAGAUUGGGAACAUAAAUAUUGGUCGUUGAUUGGUAAAAUUGAAGGUCUAUAUGAAGAUGUUCCCAAGUUUCCGCAACUAAACGAAAAUGAUAAGAUGAAAAGAAAGAGAAAUGGUCUUAUAGGAGGAUCAGUCAAUAAAUCUUCAACGAAAGAGGAAAGUGUCACACCUAUCACAAAAACCCGACCUCCAGCCUCAGGUUCGAAGAGACGUUCUCUACCUCAUCCAUCGAUACAUGAACCAUCAGCGCAACCAAUAGCAUCGACAUCUAAAAUAUCUUUAUCACCUGUGCGACCUCCAACGAGAGCUCAAUCCAAGAAACGGAGAAGAGUCGAAGAUUCCGAUUCCGAUUCUGAUGAUCAAGGUUUUAACGAGGAGGCAUCGAUUGAUGGUGAAGAGAGCGGUGAUCCUUUGAGUGGGAGUUAUUCGCACAAUAGUCAAAUAACGCCACCGCAGCCUCGAAGCACACCGCGUUCGCGUCCAGCAAGCACUACGAUUUCAACAUCGAAACAGAAAAGGGCAUCAGGGAAUGCAAACACCAACGCAAAUGUGAAAAGUAGAGAAUCAGGUAAACAGCCCGCAAUCGUGUUCACUGUCAAAGAUGAACCGUUAAGUCCUGGUGGCGGUGGGAGCGACAGUGAUAGUGAUCCAUUAGCUAUGGUUUGA